This is a messenger RNA of Thrips palmi, 789 nucleotides long. RefSeq lists its product as uncharacterized. The transcript has 2 exons. Bases 223 to 780 code for a protein of 185 amino acids. Lineage: Eukaryota; Metazoa; Arthropoda; Insecta; Thysanoptera; Thripidae. The record is from RefSeq and is a predicted model, not a curated record.
GCGUUCAGCAGUCACCCCUGUACUGCAACGUUGACUUCUUGGAGGCUUGGAAUGACCUGUCGCCUGGAAUUACGCCGCUCGCCAUCUCCAUGGGCAUCACAUUUGGCAACAUGCCAUAUGCUCUCGAUGAUGGCAAGUAAUAACUAUGUCUCUUUAUUACCUCUUUAUGCAUCAACCAUCUGUUUUGUUUAAAUUCUGGUCUGUCAUGAUUGUCAGUGAUCAAUGUGUGUUGCGAUAUUUACUGACAUUCCUACUGUCUUACCUGCAGGUGAUCUGUACAACGCGCUCUUGCUCAAUGUCAUUUUGGGUGUGGCUGAUGGGGCCCCUGUGGAUGGCUACCAGUGUCCAUUGGAGUUCAUCACCCAGGGGAAUACCAUAUCUCCAGUUCAUCAUCACCUUGCUUUGAUGGCCAGGCGAAGAUGGCCCUGCAUUACUUUCAUGAGUCGGGGCACUUUGUCCAACCCUACCGAGCGAGGAAGAUACCAUCUUGUGUGCCCCGGAGACAAUGUAUACUGCCUAGGGCAGUGCUCUGGCCCAAGGGCAUUGCGUGUCUGGUAUUAUGCAUUCCUUGGGAUGACACGGAAGCCUGGUUGUGUAGUUGUGGUUCCUCCAGAACUCUGCAGACUCGUACAGUUCCUGUGUCAUACUUUCACAUCUAGAGACAUCUGUCCCCUGACUGGCCUCAACGUUCGCACUGACACAGUCCUGGCAUCUGUGUCGUGUAAUCUUUACAGGGCCGCAGCUGAUGCCCAGGUUGUUGCGAAGAGACUGGACUUUUAAUUACGUAAU